AAAUAGCGUCCGAUGAAAUGCAGGAUCAAGAAGUGCAGGAUAAACCAAAUGAAGAUUUUCCUCCAUUGCCCUCCAUUCCUCAUAUGGUAGCACAUAACGUAGACAAACAUGGCGCAUACCGUGAAUCUCGCAAAUGAACCGCAGUGUUGAAUCCUAAUAUACGGCCUUGGUUGAAUCUUGAAUCGCACCGCGGACGGUGAACGCCAUUGAACCACAGGGUUACGCUGCCUGCGGAGAGAUAUAUUAGCUGGGUGUCGUUGAAAUCUUAUAUUUGAAUUGCUCCCGCAGAAAGUAUUAUUUCUACUUCUACUGUCCGCGCAACAAGGUCUACCUUGACCAUUGAUCUAACGUUUGAGGUGUAAGAAGCAGUGUUUGUUCGCAGCUCUCCAUAAUGUCUCACACCAUUCUGUUGGUUCAACCGAGCGCCAAGGCCGAGUCACGCAGUUACUCAGACUACGAGAGUGUCAAUGAGUGCAUGGAAGGUGUGUGCAAAAUAUACGAGGAGCACCUGAAGAGGAUGAAUCCGAAUACGCCCAGCAUCACGUACGACAUCAGCCAGCUGUUCGACUUUGUCGACCAGCUCAACGACCUCUCCUGCCUAGUGUAUCAGAAGAGCAGCAACACUUAUGCGCCUUACAACAAGGACUGGAUCAAGGAGAAGAUCUACAUUCUGCUCAGACGGCAGGCCUCCAAGGCCCAGUGAGCGGCAGCCGCCAACGCCCGGAUCGGCGCUGCAGCGCGCGUCUCAUGUGUUUCUCAUCCUGGGAGAGGGCGGACCGAGCGGCCGUCCGCGGCUCGGGCGGUACGUGGGGAGGGGGUGGGAGGGAGCCAGGGGGACAACUGUCCAUGUCGCAACUCCGAGUCCAAGUCAUGUCCAGAUGAUAGCGUUGUCAUUCUAAUAAACAUUUCGAGGUAACCAUG
Amphibalanus amphitrite is the source of this 921-nucleotide messenger RNA. RefSeq names its product enhancer of rudimentary homolog. The coding region runs from base 392 to 703 and encodes 103 amino acids. NCBI's taxonomy places the organism in Eukaryota, Metazoa, Arthropoda, Thecostraca, Balanomorpha, Balanidae. The record is from RefSeq and is a predicted model, not a curated record. The transcript is spliced from 4 exons.